Molecule: messenger RNA, 3539 nt
Organism: Patella vulgata (common limpet)
Lineage: Eukaryota; Metazoa; Mollusca; Gastropoda; Patellidae
Product: cysteine-rich hydrophobic domain-containing protein 2
Exons: 6
Coding region: 31-525 (164 amino acids)
Source: RefSeq, a predicted model, not a curated record
AGUUAGUUGAGGUGACUGACGGAAACAACAAUGGCUGACUUCGACACGAUUUAUGAGGAAGGUGAAGACGAAGAACCAAUUCCAGACGAUUUAAUGAUAACUGUUCCAGACCCAAUUGUUGUUAGGGGAGGAGGAAAUGUCACGAUAUUUGGUCUCAGUAAUAAAUUCGAUACAGAAUUUCCACCAGGUCUUUCAGCAAAGGUAGCACCAGAAGAGUUUAAAGCUACUAUGACUCGUUUAAAUAGUGUAUUAAAGAAAGCUUUACCUGUCAAUGUUAAAUGGUUAUUUUGUGGCUGUGUGUGUUGUUGUUGUACUUUAGGUUGUUCUUUAUGGCCAGUUGUUUGUCUCAGUAAACGAACAAGACAUGCAAUAGAAAAAUGUUUAGAUUGGGAAAAUAGUCAUCUUUACCAUAAAUUGGGAUUACAUUUUAGAUUAAGUAAACAGCGUUGUGAUUCAAGUAGUAUGAUGGAAUAUGUUUUGCUCAUUGAAUUUAUUCCCAAAGUUCCAAUAUUCAGACCUGACUAAUGAAGUAUGACACAUUAGACAUAAAGGGAGUAGAAUUCCAUUUAUAGACACCAUCAUUUAUAGAUAUACAUUUAAUCAUAGAAAUUAUAUAAUAUAGAGUUCAUAUACUUGUUCAAUUUAUUACACAGCUACUGGUCAUAUGAUCAUGAUCUCAUUCGUCCUCUUAUGAGGCAGAAGCUCAUUGCAAUUUAUUAUAACUUGAUAAUUCAAUAGACAUAUUCUUAGCUAAUCAAAUGUAAUAAUGUGAUCAAAUUUAUUUAAAAAAUGAGUCUUCUAUCAUUGUCUAGAUCUGUAAAGAUCAACAAGAGGCUUUGGGUAGUAAUUAUUUUUUUUUUCCUAGAUAUAUAUAUAUAUAGUUUAUCAGAAUUUUUAUAUCACCUAUAUAUGUAAAUAUAAAUGUCCUUAAUUGUCUGUAUAACUAUAAGUGUGUCGUGUAUUUGAAAUUGAAGGACCAUAUAUUUUGUGUUUGUAUAUAAAUUGUAUUUAUUGUAACAAAUUAUUUAAAAACCAAAAAACUAGAAAAUGCAUUUAAACUAGCGUAGAGAAUCAUCCACCUGUUUUUUUACUUCAUUUACCCUGUGGAAAAACAUAAUCUUGUAUUUCUCUAUGCAUUUUAUUUGAAAAUAUUAAAUGCUUCAUAAAAAAGGUAGAAGUUUAUGACAUUAUGAAUGUAAAGAGGUACCUGUCUGUUGGUCCAGUCCAGUGCUACAUUAUAACACACAAGACAUUUUUGUUAUUAUGUGGUAAAAUGGUUGGACAAGAGUGGAGAAGUCUUUGGAAUGAAUUUAUUUUGUAAAACUUUUCUUUUUUAUGAGUUACUUAGUUAUAUGUUUAGACACUUUGAUCUGUUUAAUGUUAAACUACAACAACGAAUUAUUGGUCAACAUAUUAUUUGUAUUUCUAAGCAAGUGGUACAUGCCUGGCAAUUCCCUGACAGGCCAUUGUUGAAUUACAUAAUGUCUUUGGGGAAAUGGCUGUCUGUAUUUUAACAAUACAUAUCUUUAUUUCUUUUUUUUUUUUUUUUUGAUAAAGAGAGACUUUUAAAGAUGCAUUAUAUUUGAGAUUUAGAUGAAGAGCUGACCUUUCUUGCUAUAAUAGUUCAAAUAUGGAUAUUGAAAAAUUAAUAUAUUGAAAAUUUCAUUCAAAUCACUUUAUUCUGAGCCAAGUUAUCAGUGUUUGAAGAUGUAGCAAUGAUUGUUUAUUAUCGUAGCAACGGUACUUGACAAUCAAGACUAAGUCUACAUUAUCUGUUUUUAAAUAAACUUAUUAAAUGGCGAUCGUGUUUCUAUCCAUUUAAAUCUCAGCUAUCCAUAACGUGUCUAAAUAAUAGUUUAUAUAACAUUUGAAGCCAAAAUAAAGAUCUGCAAUAGGCAGAUUUAGCUCUUAUGCAUCUUUAAAGUUAUUUUAUUUGCUUAUUGCAUAAUGCAUAUUUUAUGUACACACUGUGAUUCUUUUGUAAAAAACAAUUGUAAACUAUAUCUGUACAUAGCAACAAAUCAAAUUAACAACUGUUAUUUGUAGAUCUUCCUAGUUUAUGUGGAGUUCAAAUGAAAAAUGUAUCAAAUAUUGUAUGAAAUAUUCUGGAUUAUCCUUUAGUAGCUCAUUAUCGACAUUAAAACACUAAGAGGAAAACCCAUGUUUCUAUGAAUGCAAAAAAAUUGUGUUGUUUAACUCUACAUUCAUUAACCCAGUCCGUGCAGAAUAUUAAGAUGUUAAAACCAAUUUCGUUUUAUUAUGACCAAGGUUAGGGAAAGUACUGUUUCUUCUAGACCUUGAGUUUAAUGUGAGUGAUAAAAAUAAUAAAUAUUUAGAACUUCUAUUAGAUAAUUGUCAUGUAAUAAACCACCAAAUGUUUUUUUUUUGUUUAAAUUUGUAACAUUGGUAACCAUUAGUACCAAUAUGUAUUGUUUUUGCCAUACAUGUCAAAAUUUAGCACUAACUUUAACCUAUAUUGAUGUCUUUUGUAUUAUAUAUACACGUAAUUCUAUUUCAUCAUGAGUAUUAUCUUCCACCCUUGCCUUUUGUGAACCAUGACCUUAUUUUUAAAUACUGCUGUCAACACCACAAUGGAACUCUUCCCAUAGAGUUCUUGUUAAGCUUUAAAAAGGGUGUAUAUCUUUUUAAAAAUAUCAUUUAUAUAUCUAUUAUAACAUUGUUUUUGUAUAUACUGGAAUCAUAUAUUAAGAAGCUUCUUGUAUCCAUUGUGGACAUAAUUAUCAGUGUAGAUUACUAACAAUCGAUAUGAUGUCAUUACUUUCUUCAAGGCUUUCUUUUCAAUUUUUGACAUUAAUGUCCUUAAAAAAGGUAUUUGGAUUUAGGUACCUUUGUGUUAUGAAAAAAAGUUUCUAUUAUUCUACAUUCCAUGUGCAAAAAAUAAAGUAAUCAUCUUUCAUGAAUUAAUGUUGACUAUUCAAAUUUUACUUGACCGAUUCAAUUAAUAUGAUUUCAUACGCAGUGUUUAGUCAUAAAAAGAUGGAAUAGAUUUGAUAAUGUAAUGAAUGUCAUGUCUUAUAGAUAUUAUAAUGUAGUGCCAAAGGUAUAUGUACAUGUAAUUGUAAAUUAUUGGAUAUCAUGGUUCUUCAUUGUAUGGUUAUUAAAAUGUGAAAUUGUACAUAUUAUAUCAAAAAUAUUUCACAUAGUGUUAAUAAUUAUUAAUCUGUUCUUGAUGAUUUGUAAGAAAAAAAAUAGAAAAGCUAAUUGGGUCACAGUUUCUACUGAAUAAUGUUUAACCUGUAUUUUAUUUCAGUUCAGGUCAGUCAAGUAUGCAUCAUGAAAUUAAUUGGGUUUAAUCCUAAAUAAGCAUUUUUUGAUAGAUGAUAUGACAUUAGAUCCUUCUAGAAAAAUAGGUACAAAGGUUUAAAGUUUCAUCAUAAUUAAUAGUUUCUCAAGAUUAAUAGAAUUUCUUAUAUGUAAGCUAUAUUUUUUUCCAUGUAUUAAUUUCAUGUACAUUUUCUUCUUAUCUCUUACAUAAGGGGUAUUUAAUUUUAUGUUUAAAAUGCAAAAGAAAUGCAAAU